AUAUGCACACAUGGUUGUGUUGCCGGAUAUUCGGGUGAUAAUUGCACAACCCCUUGUGACAAUACAUGCGCAACAUGUCAACAAUCUAAUACAUCAUACUGCGAUUCAUGCUUCAAUGAUUACAGUGGAUCAACCUGUCGAUGUCCUCCUAACUGCAACUGUGCGUUUGGAUGUGAUAUUUGUGUUUCAUGUUCGCAUGGGUACACUAAUCCUGAACUACAAUGCAAGUGUCAAUCGAAAUAUUGUAUCGAUAGUGGGUGUGAUCAAUGUAUUAACCAAAUGUUUUAUGUUGAUAACAAUGCGUGCUGUGAAUGUCCAGAAAAUUGCAAAAAUGGUACGUGCAAAGGUGGACCAGAAUGUAUUUCUGGUUGCAUUGACGGCUUUUACGGUAUGGAUUGUUCUCAAAGUUGUUUGUCCCUGAGUACGGACUGUUUAAGAUGUACUCAGAUUCAUGGAAAGUGUUUGGAGUGUAACAACGGUUUUUAUCUCAACGACAAUGGUAGCUGUAUAAGUUGCAGUAGUAGCUGUAAAGGUGGGAUUUGCAAUUGUGCGAAAGUAAAUGGCUGCAUCAAUGACCUUGAAGGCAGAUAUUGCUCAGAACAACGAAUUGACAUUGGUUCUUCAACAAUAAGGGCCCUCUCAGCUUUAUCGGUUGUUUUGGGCCUUUCGCUUAUUUGCACAGCUGCUGGUUGCUACAUGUGGAACAGACGAAGGUCUAAACCAACAGCACAGGACGAUCAAAGUGAAACCGUGAUGUCAUAUGAACAGCUACAAGGACAGACUAACGAACCAACAUACACGAAUGCUGACGAAAGUUAUUCCGUUCUUUCAGUGUAGAUGUUCAAAUGUAUAAUUAAGGGGGUGUAGCGAGAUUGUUCAUUUUUAUACGGAAUCUAGAGCACAGUGACGUUUGUUUUUACAUAUUUUGCUAGUUUAUAAGGUACAGUCUGUCUUAGUUUCAAUAGGUAUCGAGUAUUGGUUACUUAAUUUCAGAACAAUAUAUCCAGUGUGUACAUCAUAUUACGUUACAACCAUAUAUAUAUUUAUCCUGUCACUUGCAUACAAAUCGGUCCAAUAACAAAAUGCCGUGUAAAGUUUAGUGUAUUAAAAUAGUAGACCCCGUCAUGUUUAUCUACAGUCUGUUGGUCAUGUGACCGCGAAAACGGACUUUUUCUAUUCUGAUAUGUAAGAGUGUUUAAAUAUCUUAUCAAUAGUCCGCCAACAACCGACCACAACAAUCACUCCCUCAUAAAUUCCCAUCAUGACACAGGCAAAAAAAUCGGCCAGAAAAUCUGCAUGUUUACUAAUGCUGAACCCGCAAAUGCUGCAAACUGCGUAGCAUUCAACGAUAAUUAAUUUCAUUUCUGUGAUGAACGGAAAAGCUCACUUACAACAGCGAUGAAUUAUCUCUUUGGCGGUGCAUUUCUGAACAUCAACACUUUAUCCUUUCAUAUCAACGUGAAUUAAAUAUUUUUAACAUGUGGUGACACUGAUUUUGACAUUUUGAACGAUGACCUGUGUUCUGUAGUCUGUGACUUGCAGAAUAAUUGUUACAUCAAUAGAUACUGUUUGGUGACUGUUCCAUUAUGCACUAUAAAAUCCAUUUAUGUUUGGAAUUAAAAUUGACGUAUUUGGAUGCAACAACUUUGCUAUAAAUGUAUUGAAUAAAGUUAAAGAAAAGAACU
Molecule: messenger RNA, 1685 nt
Organism: Mya arenaria
Lineage: Eukaryota; Metazoa; Mollusca; Bivalvia; Myida; Myidae
Product: proprotein convertase subtilisin/kexin type 5-like
Exons: 3
Coding region: 280-837 (185 amino acids)
Source: RefSeq, a predicted model, not a curated record